Messenger RNA from Cajanus cajan (pigeon pea), 393 nucleotides. The record is from RefSeq and is a predicted model, not a curated record. NCBI's taxonomy places the organism in Eukaryota, Viridiplantae, Streptophyta, Magnoliopsida, Fabales, Fabaceae.
AUGAAGGGACACCUUAAGCCCCUAUUGUUGACAUUGAUGAUCGAGGGGCAAGAGGUGAAUAAGGUUUUGGUCGACGGAGGUGCAGCUGUGAACAUCUUGCCAAAAACAAUGCUGAAAAGGUUUGGGAAGUCUUUGGGCGACUUGAAGCCUCACAACAUAAUGAUUUCUGACUAUGCAGGGAAGUCUUCACACCCUGAAGGCAUGAUUCUGCUUGAUGUGCAGAUUGGGAGUGUGAAGAGAACCACUAUGUUUAUAGUGACGCCAUCCAAGGCAAAUUUCAAUGUUUUGCUAGGUCGAGAAUGGAUCCAUGGAGUAGGCGCAGUUCCUUCCACAGUGCACCAAAAGAUUUUCUUCUGGAAUGAUGAUGAAGGGUUAGAGAGGAAGAAAGAUUGA